Menidia menidia (Atlantic silverside) is the source of this 318-nucleotide messenger RNA. Lineage: Eukaryota; Metazoa; Chordata; Actinopteri; Atheriniformes; Atherinopsidae. The record is from the annotation of a GenBank genome assembly.
AUGGCCUCAGCUAUGAAAGAGUUCCCUCAGCAGCUGCCUGUCCCCAAGGUUCCUGCAAAGGGCAAGAGCCGCUCUCGCCGACCCCGAGAGGCCCGUUUCAAAACACAGCCUGUCACCUUUGCUGAAAUCGCUGAAGUGGAAGAAGAAGGUUCGUCUCCACUGGAAGAGGAGAGGGCACGUCGAUCCUUUUUGCAGUCCCUGGAGAACCUGCGACGGAGCACACAGACCCUUCACUGCUCUCCGGCUGCUCAACGCAGCUGCACCCCUACAUCCACACACACCAGCCUGGACUCCAGCGACUCGGACUCAACCCAGUGA